AUGACGUUUCGAUCUGUUCAGCGGUCGCAGCGCCGAAGCUCCACCAGCGCGCAGCCGGCGCAGCGGACUCCCAGCCACAACGAGAAGCGCAGCGGCACGCCGGAUGCGGCGCGCGCGCAGGGGAGGUACAAGCGGAGGAAGACCCUUAGCGACGCUCGCGCCACGCGCGGGCGAUCCGCCGAGGAGCCCGACGACGGCGAGCGACCGGCUCGACGUGCGUCGUUGCGCGUCGCGGCCAGCGGGAAAGACGGCGCGAAGAAGGCGAAGCGGAAGGAGCGGGAGGAGAAGCCCGUGUCGCUGAUUCUCCCGCCCAUCCCCAGCAGCGCCGGCCCGUUGUUCCAAGUCCGCGCCGGCCUCACAGACUUCAGGGCGCGCCAGCUGGCGAUGGCGGUGGAGGCGGGCGUCACGAGCGAGGUGGUGUGGGCGCUCAACGCGCUGCAGCUGAUCAGCUUCUCGCUCAAGGACACGUGGCAGCAGGGGGCUGGCCCGCUCAGCAAGGCGCCACAACUGCUCUCAGCCUUAGUAUCAGUGUGCUGGCCCCUCACUGCCCUGCCUCUAGUGCUGGCCCCUCACUGCCCUGCCUCUAGUGCUGGCCCCUCACGCAACCCUCCCUUCCCCUGCUCCCUCCCCUCCCCUCCCCUCCCCUCCCCUCCCCUCCCUGCUCCCUCCACUCUCCUCCCCUGCUCCCUCCCCUCCCCUCCCCUCCCCUCCCCUCCCCUCCCUGCUCCCUCCCCUCCCCUCCCUGCUCCCUCCCCUCCCCUCCCCUCCCCUCCCCUCCCCUCCCCUCCCUGCUCCCUCCACUCUCCUCCCCUGCUCCCUCCACUCCCCUCCCGUGCUCCCUCCCAUUUCCCCACUCCGUUUCCCCCUGCGAAUUACCCCUGCUGCGAAUCACCUCCCAGCACCUACUUCCCGCACUCCGCGGGUGCGCCCCUGCCUGCGCGCCCCACCUCCGCCCUGCACCCUCCAUCCGCGGACGACCCCCUUGCCUCCGCUGCUGCAGCUGGCGGCAUGAGCGCGUAUGGGCGCGGGCACAGGGGAGGCGGGGCGGAGUCGCGAGAAGGGGAAGCGGGGGUGGAGGCGGGCGGAGGGAGAGGGGACGAUGGGGGAGGCGUGGCGGCAGGGGGAGCAGCAGGGGGUGUAGGCGGGAAGGCGGAAGGGGACGAGGUGGGGGAAGCAGGGGGUUGGGAGGGGGCGCUGAGUGCGGAGGAGCGCGAGGUGUGGUGGGCGGAGCGGGCGCUCUUCAACCACAGCAGCAGCAGCAGCAACGGGGGUGGCAGGGGCGGGGGCAGCAGCAGCAGUGCGGGGGAGCGGGUGCAGUGUGCGGUGGCGGCAUCGAGUGUGCUGCGCAACCUCUCCUUCCUGCCGCACUGUGCCUCCGCCAUGGCCGCCCUGCCCGCGUGUGUGGCCAUGCUGGUGGGCGCUAUGGAGGACUUUCACCGAGAGGACGAGGAGGUGGUGAGCAACGCGGUGGACACAUUCGCCAACAUCGCAGCGGCCAUCGACCUCUCCUCCUACCCCACGCACUCGCCGCCCCUCCCCUCCUCCGCCACCCCCCUCGCCUCCGCGCUGCCAGCCACACUCUCAUCAUCAGCAGCGGCGGCGGCGGCGGCUCCGCCUGCCUCGCUCACUCGCUCCGCUGCGGCUCACCCCGCGGGGGACACGGCCGCGCAUGGCAUGGCUGUGGGGGCGUCUGGGAGUGCUGCGGAUGCUGGCGCUGAUGCUGCUGCCGGGGGGGAAGGCUGUCGCGGAGUGAUGAGGUGGGUGUGA
Closterium sp. Yama58-4 is the source of this 1767-nucleotide messenger RNA. Lineage: Eukaryota; Viridiplantae; Streptophyta; Zygnematophyceae; Desmidiales; Closteriaceae. The record is from the annotation of a GenBank genome assembly.